UCAGUUUCGACAUAAGUGCCCUCUUCUCCUCCAUUACCAUCUCACUCUCAGCUCCCUGCCACCGCCACUCUCAACUCGACUCCUCUAUUUCGCGGCUCAUAAGUCACCGCACACAGCGGCCGAAGGUUUUGUCAUUGACUUUCACCUAUAGCCUUUUAUUUCCACUUCUGUUCGCAGGCUGCAGCCUUACCUCUCCACUUGUCUCAAACCACAAAGCAAACUCACCUCUCAGUUCUCAUCGUCCUCACCUACAGCCGUCCCAAUGAUUUGUUAUUUACCACAUUGCCCCUAAUCGCUGGUCCUCACCACCUAGCAUAUAACUUCUCACUGUUGUAUCUGAAAUCUCUGGGCAAAAAAGGGGAACCGAGGGGAAGCAACGGUUGAGAAACAAAUCCUCAAAUGAUUGCUUUGCUACAAUGCUGAAAAUAUGAAAGCAGCAAAAAGUUGACGAGGUUGAUCUAUGUAUAUGGUUCUAAAGGGGGAAGUUAAUUUAACGGCUUAAGAACAAGUAAUGCAUAAAUUUGUGAAGAUUCUGAAGAAGAAACUUGAAUUUAACCACACAGAGGUUGUGGUGAUUAUCUUCCAAAAUCCAGUGAAUUUAACAAUUCAGAGAGCGGAGAUGAUGUUUUUGGGAUGUGGUGGUGGUUAUUACUCAUUAGAUGUUCUGUGGGUUUAAGAAAGGUGUUUGGCCAGAUUUUGGGACUGUCGAGGCAAUACAAGGGGAAAAAGAGGUGAUUAUUGUCUCAUGUAGUCAUAUGAUACCUUGUGUUAAAAUGUAUUCUGAGGUGUUCAAAAUGCAUUCGACAUACUAUCUUGAUAUUCAAAUUUUAUAUAAAAGAAAACUGAAUUGAUGAUUGCUUCAAUAGUACAAAACUUAGUUCCUGAAUUUUCCAUUGUUUUCCCAUCUCAUGCUAUGAGUACAUUAUGAUAUUCUUCCUGCUUCUCAUUUCUCAUUCUUUGUUACCACCUCUUUUUUACAGGCUCAAAUUUGAAAAUUGUAGGAAUAUGCUAAGCUCCAUAUUGUGAUUAACAGCAUGUUUGUCCAACACCUUAAUCAUUGCAAUCAUAGGUUGAAGUCAAUAUCAUCACCUAUUUAUCUUAUCCGAAAUUUCUCACUGUGGUCCAUGAAGAAGGAUCCUGAUCUUGAGUCAGCCCUCUCGCGAAACCGAAGAUGGAUAGUCAAUAAUCAAAUCAAGAACAUAAUACUUAGAUACCCGAACCAGGAGGCACCUGUAAAUUAUCUCCAGAAGAAGUUUAAGACGCUUGAUCUUCAAGGAAAAGCUCUCAAUUGGCUUAAGAAGUACCCUUGUUGCUUUUCAGUGUUUCUUGAGAAUGAUGAGUAUUAUUGUCGAUUAACAAAGCGGAUGAUGGCUUUGGUGGAGGAGGAAGAAUCUGUGAAAGAAAUGCAGGAACCUGUAUAUGUUGAGCGGCUAGCUAAAUUAUUGAUGAUGAGCAUGAAUCAACGACUAAAUGUUGUCAAACUUAAUGAGCUGAAAAGGAAUUUGGGAUUUCCAGAUGAUUAUUUGAUUAGAAUUCUACCGAAGCAUCCUGAUAUGUUUCGAAUUGUUAACCAUAGUGGAAGAAAGAGCUCAAUGGAGAUUGAGCUUGUAUCAUGGUGUCCAGAAUUUGCAAUUUCUGCAAUUGAAGCAUCAGCUCAAAAGCAGGGUAGCAAGCCAUGUUUUGCGUGUACGUUACCUUCAACUUGGGUUAAAUCAUGGGAGAGAUUUCGAGAAUUUAAUUCCAAUCCUUAUAUUUCACCUUACGUGGAUCCAAGAGGUUUGUUGGGAGGUUCAAAAGAGAUGGAGAAAAGAACUAUUGGUUUAGUACACGAGUUGCUCUCGCUGACUCUAUGGAAGAAGGUGUCAAUUGUGAAACUGGGUCAUUUUAGAAGAGAGUUCAGUUUACCAGAGAAAUUGAAUGUUUUGCUGCUCAAGCAUCCCGGCAUAUUUUACGUCUCGAAUAAGUACCAGAUUUAUACAGUUCUUCUAAGAGAAGGAUAUAAUGGGACAGAACUGAUUGAGAAGGAUCCACUUGUUGUGGUGAAGGAUAAAUUUGGGGAUCUAAUGCAGGAUGGACUUCAUGAGUAUAAUCAAAGGCACCGUUUACUCAAUCUGGAAAAAAUGAAGAAGAAAGGAAUAGGUUCUGUAAGGUCAGAGAAAAGGAAGGAUAAUAGCAUUAAAGUAUCAGAACAAGAUGAAUGUGAUAGUGGGGAUCUAGGGGGUUUGUUCAACCCUGAAGAAAGAAAACGCUUUUAUAAAGCUCUUCUGGAUGAUGAUGCCCCAUGAAAUAAAUCAUAUAUUUAUUAUUAUUAUUUUGACCAUGAAAUUUUUCACCCUUUCUGAUUGCUAUUUCGGGUCAUUCGCUAUUAAUAAUCUGUAUUCAGAAUGACUGUUAGCUGGUAGUUUUCCUAUCCAAUAAUUGUGGAGAACACAGUAGUAGUUGUGUAAGUAAACGUUAGUGUUGUAUAAAAGUCUCAACCAAAGAUCUAAACAGCUCAAGUUGCUUCAAGUCUCUCAAGAAUAGAAUGUUCUGUCAAUGUCUUAAAGAAAAUGGCAAUUGUAAUUUGUAUUCUCAUGCCGAAUUUUGAAGCUACCAAAUCUAGGUAAGUGUAAAGUCAAAUUAAAUUUAAUGUUUUUUAUUUUUAUUUUUCA
Messenger RNA from Manihot esculenta (cassava), 2651 nucleotides. RefSeq names its product protein WHAT'S THIS FACTOR 1 homolog, chloroplastic. The record is from RefSeq and is a predicted model, not a curated record. Gene Ontology annotation, molecular function: RNA binding. Lineage: Eukaryota; Viridiplantae; Streptophyta; Magnoliopsida; Malpighiales; Euphorbiaceae. The transcript is spliced from 5 exons. Bases 1035 to 2285 code for a protein of 416 amino acids.